Molecule: messenger RNA, 1148 nt
Organism: Parasteatoda tepidariorum (common house spider)
Lineage: Eukaryota; Metazoa; Arthropoda; Arachnida; Araneae; Theridiidae
Source: RefSeq, a predicted model, not a curated record
AUGGGAGAAGGCAGCAUGGAAUUAAGACAUUACCUGAGUGUAGCUGACUAUGCAGUAAUCACUGUAUUUCUACUCCUUUCUGCUGCUAUAGGCAUCAAAUUUCGACUUUCUGGUAAUCGGCAACAGACCGUACAAGAGUAUUUAUUUGCAGGGAAAAACAUGUCUACAUUGCCCGUUGUUCUCUCAAUCACCGCAACUCUUACAGCAACUGGAACUAUGAUAUCCACGCCAGCAGAAGUCUACAGAUAUGGUAUUCAAUACGUGAUUAUGUCAUUUGGCACAGCUUUUGGCAUGUAUUUGUCCUCUCAUUUAUAUGUGCCGGUGUACUUUCAAUGUGGUGUGUCCACAGCUUAUGAGUUGCAGGGAGGUUUAAAAGCCGUUUUAUGGACCGACGUUCUUCAAGCAAUGCUCAUGUACACAUGCGUGAUAGCUUUCCUCUCGGCUGGGACUGUAGACACGGGUGGUGUUUCGAAGAUUUAUGAGCGUGCAGUUGAAGGAAAGAGAACGAAUUUAUUUAAAGCUCUACAGAUUAGUAUUUUGCCGAUACUCCUUCUACAUGUAAUGUGCAACUUAGCUGGUCUCAUGUUACCCUAUUACAUUGUGAAUCGAUUCAGUUCUUAUCCAGGUCUCACUGGUCUGUGCUUCUCCGGAAUAUUUAGUGGAUCUCUUAGCACAGUUUCAUCCGCCUUGAACUCGCUGUCUACUGUCACUGUAGUAGACUAUAUCCAACCACUUUUUCCAGGAAUGACUGAAUCUAAAAAGGUUUUUCUGGCAAAACUUUCAUGUUUUCUGUACGGCAUAUUAGGUAUCGGAAUCACAUUUAUAUUUCUCAAUGUUCAGAGUCUAAAGCAGUUUUUUACCUCUAUAUCGGUGUAUGACGGUUCGAUACUUGCUGUUUUCUUGAUUGGUAUUCUUACUCGAAAAGCAGAUGACAAUUGCAUAAUCUUUGGAACAGUUUUGAGUGUUCCCAUCAUUGCUUGACUGUCAUUUGGAAAUUUAUUCAGUGGUUACAAAGAACCUCCUUUAGCUCUGAAUAAUCGUUUAUCAUCCUUUAAUACAUCAAGUCAAAUGCUUAAUUUCACCACAAGCUGUGUUGAUGAAAGUACAAAUAUCUCAGAGUUCCAGACAACCAACAUUUUACCUACAUA